This is a messenger RNA of Parasteatoda tepidariorum (common house spider), 5948 nucleotides long. RefSeq names its product latrophilin Cirl. Gene Ontology annotation, biological process: cell surface receptor signaling pathway; G protein-coupled receptor signaling pathway. The record is from RefSeq and is a predicted model, not a curated record. Gene Ontology annotation, cellular component: plasma membrane. Gene Ontology annotation, molecular function: G protein-coupled receptor activity; carbohydrate binding. Lineage: Eukaryota; Metazoa; Arthropoda; Arachnida; Araneae; Theridiidae.
UCUCUCUUCACCCCAGUCCCCUUCUUCACCCUCUUUGCCGGAUUCCGCCGCCACAUCAAAGCUCUUCCCAUUUUCAUUCCUCAGAGCGCUGCCGUGCCUCCUUGGACGUGGAAGUAUUAUCUCGCUCGUCCGCAGAUCCAGUUGUGAGGGGAAAAAAAUAAACAAAUAACAGUUGAUCGCUCGCAGUCGAAAAGCGGAGUCAUCCACCUUUUCAAGUGCGCGCAGACGAUAUUUCUUGAUAUGUGAAACAUGUCACUAAAAAUCCAAGUUUUCGUUGACGGAUUAUGUGCAACAAAAUGAGGAAUUAAAUCAGACGAUUAUAAAUUGUGGAAAACCGACAUGGAUUGUUCGAAGACGUUGCUGACGAUCGCUGUUUUAAUACGAUCUCCUUUUGGAUUAACUUCAUGAUGGCAGUUUUUUAAUAGGGAAAAGAAUUUUUUACGAAAUUUUUAUCAACUGUACUUAUAUUCUUUCGAAUCUGUGAUGUACACAAACUAAAUUAUUACGAAUUCAAUUCUGUAGAAGUAGGAUAUUGUGUAUUUUAAUUUAUCGUUUUCUUAUUUUUUCUACUUUUGAUGAAAACGAUUUUCAUCAUAUAAACUAAUGAAAAAUAUAUCAACAGCUGUAGUAAGUCAGUUGAAUUAUUGCUGUUUGUGAUAAAAAGAAACUACCUUAUUCGAAUUGUUUUAAAGUGAAGAACUUUAUAAGUGUUUAAAUUUCUCUUUUCUCAAUGGAUGCUUCAUAAACUAUUAUUAGAACGAUAAUAUCGUCAGUGAUUUGUGAUAUUCCAAGCUUAUUCGUGAAUAUUUCACUUAUUUGGACUUCAUUGCACUUCAUCCAAAGAUGAUCAUGCAUUGGGCUUAUAGGAUUAUUUAUAUUCUAACGUUGAUCCUUUUAGCGAAAGGAAAUGGUUCCAGAAGAGGUGGUGCUCCUUUUUCUGCAGCACUGAAGCCUCCUUCCUUAGCAAAAGCAGAUCGCCUGCAUUCCAAAACUACCCAUUCCUGUGAAGGCAACGAGCUCAACGUUGAUUGUGAUGAAGGCAAAGUAAUUCGAUUAAUCCGAGCCAACUAUGGGCGCUUCAGUAUAAGUAUGUGCAAUGAUGAUGGACAUGUUGACUGGAGAGUCAACUGCAUGUCUUACAAGUCUUUCCUAAUCAUGCAAGACAGAUGUAGUCAAAAGCAGAACUGUGGUAUUCGUGUUUCAAGUUCUAUAUUUGGUGAUCCAUGUCCGGGUACCUUAAAAUACUUAGAAGUUCAGUAUCAGUGUGUUUCUCCUUCCUUUUUUACAAGCACAACUAGAAAAUCAGCAAUUCUAGGAAACAAUUCAGCUCCAGGAGAUAUAGAUCUAGCACCACCCGACACUACAGUGAGUGCAGUGCUGGAGACAUCUAGUGAAAUUAGUGAGAUUGCACCAAUCACAUCACCAUCUAGUUCCAGCAGUACUACAUCCACAACAACCACCGCCACCACAUCUGUUAAAUACCCCCAAGAGAACUUUAGCCUAGUCACUUCUACAGCAAAAUCGACAACUGAAAUGCCUACGACAAGUCCUAAAACAACAAGUAUACCAACCAUUCCACCCAAUCAUUGUCCUCCUGUUUUAAUGAGUGAUAUUCAAUGGAAUUGGACUAAAGCUGGCACACAAGCUAUUCACAGAUGUCCUGGAGGUGCCACUGGUCUAGCAAGGUGGCAGUGUGCAAGUGAUCCAGUCCGAUGGUUGACGCCCUACCCUGAUUUAAAAGAGUGCAGAUCUGGUUGGGUUGUGAGUUUGAAAAAGAGAAUGGAAAAUGGAGAGUCCAUCAACAAUGUAGCAACUGAACUGGCUCUGAUGACUUACAUUAAGCCUUUGUAUGCGGAUGAUCUUAAAGAUAUUGCAGAAGUCAUUCAGCAGACCUUAUCUAGAGCUAUUAAUGGGAUGGACAACUUCCAUGAUUUGUGGCAUCGUUAUCAUGUUUUAAGAGAACUGUUGCAGUCACUUGUGGAAACAAUCAGCAACCUGUUGAAAGAUGGGCAGAAUGCAUGGAAUGAUCUUCCUAUUAAUGAUCGUCGCAGAGUAACUUCAUCUCUAUUGGAUGGGUUAGAAGAAAGUGCAAUGCUAUUGGCUCAUUCAUCUGGUAUUGAAGACUCCUUCACACUAGCCGAAGCCAAUAUUUUGUUAUCAGUUCAAGUAGUGAAUGCUAGAACGACAAAUGCAGUUCAGUUUCCAGUAAUAAAUGAUUUUCGAGGUGAAACAGGCGAAACUGCAUGGAUACGUAUGGACGACACUCUUGUUUUGCCAGCACAAACUUUAUUAGAUGUUUCAAAGCAUGGUCUUGCAAAAGUAGUAUUUGUAGUAUACAGUGGAAUUGGAAAUCUUUUGAAACCAGAACCAGGGUAUUCUUUUCGAAGUGGAAAAGGGAAUUCUAGUUGGCGUAUAAACUCUAAAGUUAUAGCAGCAUCAAUUGGAAAACCUGGAAUGACAAGGCUGUCUCAACCAGUGAUAGUUACUUUCAGACAUUUAGAAGAAGAAAAUAUGACCAAUCCAAUGUGUGUCUUCUGGGAUUUUGACACGAGAGAAUGGUCUAAUGCUGGCUGCUGGGUCCAAUCCACAAAUGCUACACACACUUCGUGUGCUUGCAACCACUUGACUAACUUUGCUGUAGUCAUGGAAGUAACUGAUGUAAAAGAAGUACCAGUUCCUCAAGAUAUUUUGCAUGUGACAAUCACUGUAGGGUGCGUUAUUUGCAUCAUCUGUCUAAUUGUGACGAUCAUACCAAUAUUUCUAUUAAGGAGCUUGAACGGUGAUGCUGUCACAGUUCACCGCAAUAUAUUUGUAUGUUUACUCCUAACCGAAAUCGUGCUGGUUGCUGGUGUCGAACAAACGUGGGAACCGAUUCUGUGCGCAAUAUUAGCAGCUGUUCUGGACUAUCUACUUUUGGCUACCAUCUGUUGGGCCUUCCUGGAGUGUUUUCAACUGUAUGUAGAACUAGCAGACAUAUCACAACCGCAGAAAUCCCGAUGGGCCUGGUACUAUGGUCUCGCCUAUUGCGUGCCAGCUGUUAUUGUCAGCAUAGCUGCUAUUGUAGAUUGCAAAAGUUUGGGAACCGAACGUCUGUGCUGGCUUCGAUCUGACAACUUCUUCAUAUUCAGCUUCAUUGGACCAGCAGUUGGCAUCUACUUUGGCGGAAUGGUAUUUCUUUGUGUUGCCAGCUGUAUACUUUGUCAUCAUUCCAGUAUAACUACAACUAUUAAAGGAAAAGAGGAAGCUAAGUUGUCUAAGAUUAAAAUACAUAUUCGACGUGCAGUUUUACUCAUGCUGAUACUAGGACUAACUUGGACUACCGGCCUCUUGUAUCUACACCAGGAAACAAUUGGUCUUGCCUAUACUUUUACUGUCCUUAACUCCUGCCAAGGAAUAUUUAUAUUAAUUUUUUACUGCAUCACUGAUGAAAAGAUCCAGCCUGAACUUGAACGCCUAGGUGAUUGCCGCUUCCUCGGUUCUCUAAACCGCUCCAAAGGAAAUCUUCCGCCACCAGCAGCUCUGAGCCCUGGCUCCCCUGGCCAACACAGUGUGGGUAACCCCUGCCCUCCCCUCUCUGAGGUAUGUCAGGACAUCGAAAGCCCCCACAAACAAGGAAAUUGCUCUGUCAACCUUACUUCCACAACACUAGGUCCCCUAUAUACCACAUCAAUCAGCAGCCCAAUACAGGAGAACCAUACGGCUGAAAUAGCUAAAGUUCCCCAGCAAGUUUACGGACUACAAAAAGCUGCUGAGGUGUAUUCCCAAAAUAAUGGACCAGGAAUAAAUCAUCAAGAAUCUCCAUGUAAAGUUUGGCUGCCUUACGAGUGGCAACGUCGGCUGGAUCGACAGUAUUUGGGAACUGGUGACUUAUACGGCCCUUUCACUGAACACAUCUACGAAAGUGUCGAUGGUGAUUACGGAUAUUCUGGACAUCCAAGGUCUCUCGCUGGCGAGUAUUGCUACCGAUCUGAUGUUAGCCAACAUUCAUCAUCCAGCUACGGUUAUGACCAGAGACCACUUUUGAUUUUGCCUCGUCACCCCGGCCACGGGGAUUACGGUACUGGAAGACGUCACUCCCCAGACAAGCACCGCAGGCGGCACAGAAACCACAGGCGUUCUGUCGACGACACAAAAGCAGACAAUAUUUCUACUGUGGUUGUUGAACAGGACCACAUUCAAAAUGACAUUGAGAGAGGUGGCAAUCAAGUGCAACAGCAACAACAGCCACCAACAACCGAAGAGAACGAAUGGAAUCUCCCGGACUUGCUGCGUUGUCCCGUGGACAACACGGUUGUGAUGGCCGUGCUUGAUGGGGAGAAAGUGGUCAGUCGUGUGCAACCGGAAUGUCCGCAUUACAAUCUCAGUACUUACUGUUGAUAAUCAGCUUGUAUAUAUUUAUUUGUAUAUAAAAAAUGAAAAGUAUUCGUGUGUGGCGGCAUUUAUUAAAGGGAAGAGAGCAUACGUUUGCUUUGCCGUAACUAGGAACAAUGCUGGACAGAUGGUGAAAAAAAAAGAGUCUUGCCUGCCGAGCUUUUUGCAUUGCUGCAUAUGAACUUUCUGAAAACUGCUGAGCUUUUACAUCGCAGCUAAUAACUCAAAGCUCAAUGGAAUAAUAAUAAAUAGAAUAUAUUUAUUUUACACAAUUAGUCAAUCACGAGAAGUGCUGGAAAAAAAACUGAAUUUUGAAGAACUUAUAUAAUUUUUUUUCAAGUUAAUUUUGCUUCGCUAGUUACGGCUUUGCAUCCAGGGCAGCUAGUCGUACAGGGCCUAGUCCGGCUUGAUUUUUAUGUUGAUUUUUUUUAAUAAAAACGAAGGAAAAAAUAGAGUAUGUGAUGUACUCAAGAUUACUAUUUCUGUUUUUGCUGGAUGUCUUAAUUUAAUUAUGAUUCAAUUAAAGGAAUUGCAAUUCAACUAUGCUUUUCCUGAUUGUGAUAGAUAUUUCUUUUUAAGUAGUACUAGAUUCAAAAUUGAAAAUAUUUAAUUUAUUGUGCCAUUAGUUGUUGUUCUAUUUGAUGUACUUCUUUUUAUUUAACACUUUAUCUACCAAGGAAAAGUAAUUAGGCUACUAAAGUUUGGUACUUUAUAGAGUAAGUUAUUAUUUUUUUUAACUGUUAGAUUGUCAAGUCUCUCAUGACAAUUUUCUCAUUGCAAUUCAAUAUUUUUUUUUAAAUGCCCAACUAGGCUUUUAACUAAUAAAAUGACUUUCAGUCUGUGUGGUAGAUAAAGUGUUAAAAUUCAAUAAUUUUUUUCUGAAUUACGAAUAAUUAGUUUAAGGAAAAAGUAACAUUGAUUAUAUUCUUACAAUUUAUUAUUUUGAAGAAUUUUUACAGAAAAUUACCUAAUGUCAGAUGGCAUUUUAAUGAUUACAAAUUUUAUUAAAUUCAUAGAAAUUUUUCUAGAAGAAACUUAUUUCUUGCUUACAUUUCUUUAUUUUACAAACUGGAAAUAUAGAUUAAUCAUUGUAGGUUCUCAUUUUAUAUCAUUUUCUCUAUAUAUACGUAUCUCAUCGAAAAUGUAUUUUCAUUUACAAACUGGUGAUCUUUCUGUUACUUUUUUUUAAAGAGAGAGACUUAAACCCCCCAUUUCCCAAUGUUGUGUUAUAGUCUAAAAACAUUCAUAUUUUGAGGAUAUUUUUCCCAGUGGGAGAAAAAAAAAAUGAAACCUUUUUUAAGUGAUGUAAAACAUGUUCCUUUACUUGUGCAUUCAUUUCAAUGUUUAUAUGUGAUACACAGAGUUUUUCUGUACCGUGUUCAAUAUGCUGUGUUUGUGUUUCUGCAGUCCAAGAAAAAAAAAUUUGGAGGUUGUAUGUGUUUUCCAUUAUUUUGGACUGUUGUUUAUACAAAUUGCUUUGAUUUCAUCGUUUUAAUUGCUAUCAUUGUAAUUAUGUUUUUCUAAGGUUAUAUGGAAGCUGUUCAUAUUGUGUCAGAGCUAAUAAAUUUUAAAAUCUA